CUCUCUCUCUUCUCUUUCUCUCAAACAUUUUUGCCAACAACAUGCCUUAAGCGUGACAGCAAACUGGUUUAGCUAGGCGCUUGCAAAGAGAAAUAGCGAUGUAACCGUAAAACUAUACACUUCAGAGUCCCUUCUCUCGGGCACGUACAUGUUUGGAUGAUUCCACUACGGGGCGAGGAUAUAAUGCGCACAAAUGACGGGAUCGACGCAUAACUAAGACCAGCGUGACGAGGGAAGAGCAACGCGAGGUGGCAAUGGCUCGGCGAUCACAGUGCUCCGAUGCAGGAGACAACCCCCACGACCUAAACUACCUGCCGCCCCACUACAGAGAGGAGUACCGCAUGGCUAUAGAUGCUUUGAUAGAGGAGGACGUAGAAGGAUACUACAAAUUCCUCCAGUUUGUUGAUGUUGUGGAUUUUCUUGCACCCUCUGAGAUUGAUUACAUCCAAAACUGUGUUCAGAUACCCAAGCAGAGCACCCAUCCUGAGCAUAGGUACUUAGACACAACAGGAGAUGGGUCUUCAGAUACAUAUUGGCCCAUGCAUUCAGAUUUGGAUGCACCCGGACUGGAUCUGGGAUGGCCUCAGAUUCAUCACUUCAUUGGUCCGACGGAGGUGACGACGUUAGUGAACCCAGCGGCUCCAGACAUGCCCAGUAUAAAGGAGCAGGCAAGGAGACUCAUAAAGAAUGCUCAAAUGGUGAUCGCCGUGGUGAUGGACAUGUUUACAGAUGUGGACAUUUUCGCAGACAUCCUGAACGCCACCACGAGGAACGUGGCUGUGUACCUGCUCCUGGACGAGGCCAAUGUGCAGUACUUCAUUAACAUGGUCAACAACUGUAGGGUUAACCUGCAGGCCAUACAGUUUUUGCGUGUGAGGACGGUCACAGGGAUCAGGUAUCAUUGUCGCACUGGGAAGUCCUUCAAAGGGCAAAUGUUGGACCGUUUCAUUCUCACAGACUGCAGGGCUGUGCUCAGUGGAAACUACAGUUUCAUGUGGUCCUAUGAGAAGCUCCACCGCUGCAUGGCUCAUCUUUUUCUGGGACAAAUGGUGUCAACAUUCGAUGAGGAAUUCAGGAUCCUAUUUGCUCAGUCUGAACCUUUGGACCUCAAACGCAUGGAGGAUAUGACCGUUUUACCUAGUCGCCCCUGUCCUGGAGACCGCCCCAUGCUAAGAGACCCAAGGAAAUACCGCACAAUGGAUCCAGGACAGCCAGAGGAGUGGAAUAGACCACCUUAUGAGGAAAAUAUGGACUGGAGAAUGGGGCCGCUUAAAAGACAUGACACUUUUCAAGGACCUAUGGAUAUGUACAAUCGCUAUCCGUCACCCCAGUCCGUCCAAACUAGACUCGAGCCCCCAUUUGAUCAAGGUCCUCCAAGAAUGAUGGAGGCUCUAGCCCAUAAAAGACAUGGUUUUGCAGAGGGUGGACCAGGUAGAUAUAACCUCCCAUAUCAACAACCACAACCAGGAUUACCUGAAGUUGAGCCACCUGGUCGGCCAUUUUACAGAGGGCAACAACACCUCCACCCAGGACAUGACCCAGACUAUGGUAGUUAUGGGUCAAUGGAUAAAUUUUGGAAUCAGGAUUUUCAACAAGAAGAGCCCUAUCCCGAACCAGGAUACCCAAGGGAAAUAGACCCACAUGAAAACUUUGAUCCUGUAUUAAACUAUUUAUCAUCAGCUAGAAAUGUUGAAAUGGAACAAAGUUCUGAUAAGCUGAUUCCAAGUCCAGAUUUGCCUUAUGCUACAACGCACCCUCGUAGACAUAUUGGUCAGCCGUAUGCUUGUCAAACAUCACCUACUCCUUCUAAUACAACAGAGAAGAGGUUUAUGCAAGACCAUUCAAGUGAUCGCAAAGACCCCACUGUGAAAAGAGGGUUAAGAAAUUGGAGAAUUAGCUCCUAUCUUAGCGCAUAUGAUAGUUCAGGAGAGCCAGAGGGUUUACCAAUGGGACACGGUCAAGUUGUAGACCCAUUUGACGACAUGCCUCACCCUAUGCAACAACCAACACCCCCACCACCACAAGCUAUAGAGUUAGCUGUCCCGAAAAUCCCUAACGUUAGAGAAUUCAAGGUUCCAGCAUUACCAAGAGCAAGUCAAAUGCCAGCUUUUGCUAAAACAACUCCAAAAGAUUUACCCAAAAGAUUUCCAGAUGAAAUUCCACAAAUAAUUGUUCCCCCAAUAGUCCAAGAACUUAAAGCACCUACGCCAACUCCAUCUGAAUCUUCGUCAACGACUGAUGGGGAAAAGCAAGAAGAGGUUGAAAUAAGGGAGCCUAUUGCAUCCGUGCUAAGACGAGAUGAUUCUUUUCGUGGGAAGUACAAUGCCGCAAUGCAGAGGGGCUCAAGGUUAAGAUCGUCUCUGAUUUUUAGGUCGCUGGAUCAAAGCACUCAAGAUAAUAGUGACCAAGAUGAGGAUAAAGCUAAGACAGAGGCGGACCAGACUAAAUUGGCAUUUGUUAGUCGGAGACCAGGGGCGAGAGAGCCGUUUGAGUGGAGGAGUUACAUCAAAUCAUCUGAUAAUGCUAAAACUGAAGAUGACUCUGGUAAACAAGCUGAGAAAGAUUCAGAAAGUAAAUCAGAAAACCUCCCAGAAAGUCAGGAAUUAGCAAAGACAAAAGAGGUAGCUCAGUCCCCACAGUUAGCCCCAAAGGUCGAUGCAGUAGAAAGUGCAGCAUCGCCCAAAAUUGAGCAGCCACCUCCUCAACCGAUACAACAACCUCCUUCAUCUCUGCUAAGUGAGCUGUUUUUAGAUAUGAAUGACCCUGACCAGAGAUUUUUGUUCUUCAAAGAGUUAGCAGCAAAACGUAAAGCAGAAAAAGCAGCAGAGGAGGUGAAAUUAAAGCAAAAAAAUGUGACCAAAGAAAAGAAAGAAGAACUGAAGAAGGAGGGAAAGAUGCAGGAAGAAGUAGUGGGAUCAAGUAGUGAAACGACUAAAGAGGAUAGCAAGAAAAUUGAUGCAAAAAUGUUGGACAUGAGCAGUAAAAUUGAAAAUGUUGAUAGCGGAAUUAAAAAAGAGCCAAUGCAAAGCUGUGAUAAAAUAGAAACUAAAAUUGCAACUGAUUUAGAAAAGACUGAGUUAAAACAAAGCCAAGCGUGUAAACCUGAAUCCACAGAAAAACUAACCCAAGAAAAGGAAGCUUCAAAAGAAAUAGAUGCCACAAAACCUGCUGAAAAACAAGACCAGGCUAAAGAAGCUAAUGUAGCUAGCAAAACGGCUAAUGCUGAUCAAGUUACUGAGGAAAAGCAACCACCUACUAAUACUACUGAUACUACCUCAAAAGAUCCACAGUUGAAAAAUAGUACUUCAGUUCCAGAUUUUGCAAAAACAUUUGGAUUGGAUUUAUUCUCCUCUUUGCCAUCAGCGAGAAUCUCUGAACAAUCACUUUCACAGGAAGCUAACAAAGAAGCAACACCUAAGUCUAGGUUAUGGUCCCCGACUAUACAAAGAAGGGAGUUUCUAAAGCCAUUUGGAGAUAAACAAAAGAGUAUUUCAACUGUUAUUCAAAUUGAAGAAGCAACAGAGGAAGGUAGUGAUGUGGCAAGUGAUGCAUCUAAAAGUCAAGGAAAGGCUAAGUCUGAAAUUGAUGACAAAACUGCAACUAAGCAAAGUGCCCAGACAAUUUUGGAAAAUAAGCAGGAAAUGUUAGAAAAAACUGAUUCAAGUAGCACUGAAAAUACCAAAGAUGCUAAAGAGGCUAGUCCAUCAAACUCUGUUACAUCCGUUGUCACAGAAAGCACAACAGUGUUGCCAGUAAUUGCAGAAAAUCAAAAGCAACUAAAUAAAGGUGAAUCAAUUAAAUUAGAAUCUGAGUCUAAAGAGGGAGCUAUUGAGAAAUCACUCACAUCAAUACAGUCACCAAUCAAUGAGGAAUCUGUUGAAAAAUCUUCAACGAGAUCUACUCAAAUUAAAAAGGACACUACAGAUGUUACUUCAGCGGCAAAAUGGAAAACAGAAUUGUCAAAUAAAGAACCAAUAAAGGAGGCAUUGGUCAAAUUUAGUGGCACUGGAAUAAAAGAUAGCAAACGAAGUAUGUCACCGUUCGAGCGAUUAAUGCAAGACAAUUCAAAAACAGAGCAAAAACAACCAAUAGAGAGUGGAAAGGAAAACUCUAGUGUUGAACAAGCUGACAGCGCUCAAAAGUCUGAUAAAUUGCAAGCUACAGUGCUAAAAGGUGAACUACAGCCACAACAAAAAAUGGAAGAAAAAUCAAAUAUUGAAGAUCAAAAUACCAAAGUGACCGGCCCAAAUGAGGUUGUCAAAAUUAUAGAAAAGCCAGGUGAAUCAUUGUCAACAUCGGAAAAAGUAUCUCCUGCUAAAUCUAGUGAAGACACUGUUACAACGUCUAGUAGUACUUUCCCAUCAGAUAAAACAGUGCAAGAAACCUCAGCUACUGUAGAUGAAUCUAAACAGAAAUAUCCUACCUUUGAGGAGGUCGCUCUGCUUGAGUCCCAUUCAAAUACAUCAAGUCCUGUAUCAUUUGCCACAGCUAUUGAGUUUAUAUCUUCAGAAGAUUCGGACUUUCUUUCACCAGACAAAAAUGACCCCCAAAAUUUGUUCAAAACUAGCCAAUUGGAGUCAAGUGUGUCUGAUCUGUCAGAUUUUGAAACACCAAAUUCAGAGAUAAGCAUGUCGCCAAUGCCAGCUACAGUUGAUAUGGAUGAUACUUUUGAGGAUAAUGCGUCUAUAGCAGAAACAGUUAUAGAGGCUCCAAAGAGGAAAGCAGCAACAGCACAAGAGGUGAAAGAUGGCAGCGAAAAUAUCAGUCAAAAGCAAGCAUCUCAGGACAUUUCUAAAUCUAGUGAAAAUGAAAAGAUGGCUGAUAGUGCCAAGUCAGAAAAACAAGUAGAAGGUACUACACAAAUUGCAGCUGUGGAAUCUUCAACUAGUGUAGCAACAAGCAAAGUUGAUGAAACCAAAAUGGCAGACAAAGCUUCAGAAAUGAGUACAGAAAGUAGCACAAAAGAUGUAUCUAAUAUUCAAAGUGAGACUAGCAAGGAGUCUAUUUCAACAGAAGUAAAAACUCAGGAUCUAACUAGCCAAUCAGAAACAAAUGCAGGAUUGAACAAGGAUAUUGUAGUAUCUCCUGGUACUUCGGAAGAGAAGGAAGAGACAAAAAUGGAGGAGAAACCUGCAGAAAUUACAGUUAAAGAUACAUCUAAGUCUCUGGAGGCAAGCAAAGAAUCUAGAAUAGAUGAUAAAAGUUUAGAUCCCAAAAUAUCUGUGAUAGAAAUUGAAGAUGAAACUUGUUCAACUAACCAGUCAAGAACUAAUCCAGUUAGCAAUGUUACUUCUGAGAGUUUAAAACUUGAAACCAACACUAAAAAGGUUUAUAGCCGUUUUCAAGUGGAACCGAGCAAUGCAUCAGCGGAGACCAACGCAAAUAUGGUCACCUCAAAAGUUACAGAGAAGGUCAAAAUAGCAGAUACAACUUCUGAAUUUAAAUCUGAUUCUACUAUUGAAACUAGUUUGGAAAGUAAAAUAGAGGGGAUUGGUCAAAACUUAGAGGCAUCUGAAGCUAAACAAGCUGCAAGUAAUGAAAAUAAAGUGGAACCCCAAGAUAGUACAACAACACAGGAGGCUAAAACUGUAGAGAAAACUACUGAAAUUAUAACUAAAGAGCCAUCUACAGCUGAAGAAAAUAUAGUAUUGGAAAAAGUUGAUUCAAAAACUGUUACACCAAGUAAUACAAAUGAUGUUAACCAGUCACCAACUUGUCCAACAAUCUGUCAAGUAAAAGAGCCAGAAACUUGUAAACCUGCUGAAAUGACUAAUAAUGAUAAUAAACAAGACAAUAAGAAUGAGACUGCUCCAAAAGAUGAGAAAAUUGAAUCGAAAACAGAGAUUUUGAGUAGUACAAGUAAAACUAACCAAUCCACAACAAGUUCAACUACCUCAGAAAUGACUAUAAAUGCAAAUUCAGACAAGGAAACUCCAUCUGUCAAUAAAGAAAUGUCUAAAUCGGCUGGUGGUGAAAAUGAACAGAAGAGUAAAGAUGCCAAUGAUAAUACUAAGGAAAACACUAGUACAUCUGAUUCAGCAAAAGUGAUUGAAACAGCGCCCCCUACAGCUCAGCCAAAACAACAACAAAAGUCACGCUACCUUUCUUCCACCGCUAAUGUCAUCUCAAGCAGUAAUCUAAGAGAUGAUACAAAAAUAUUAUUAGAGCAAAUAUCUGCGAAUAGUCAAACCCGAAAUGAGUCAAAUCCUGCCAAAGAAGCUCCGGUGACUGAUGAGGAAAAGGAAGAUGAAGCUGAUAAAAAUGGAAAAUGCAAAAAUGAUUUAAGGUCAUCUAUGGGGCAACAAAAGACAAGCCAGGAGCGAGAUAAACUUCUGGAGAGGAUUCAAACAAUGAGGAAGGAUAGGAAAGUGUACAGCAGAUUUGAAGUAUGAUGAUAGUUAAAUGAAAUAG
Messenger RNA from Periophthalmus magnuspinnatus, 6411 nucleotides. It is a transcript of the gene sack1ha, whose product is annotated as family with sequence similarity 83 member Ha. Gene Ontology annotation, cellular component: keratin filament. Gene Ontology annotation, biological process: positive regulation of cell migration; intermediate filament cytoskeleton organization; protein localization to cytoskeleton. The transcript has 5 exons. NCBI's taxonomy places the organism in Eukaryota, Metazoa, Chordata, Actinopteri, Gobiiformes, Gobiidae. The record is from RefSeq and is a predicted model, not a curated record. Gene Ontology annotation, molecular function: keratin filament binding. The coding region runs from base 255 to 6392 and encodes 2045 amino acids.